Aspergillus homomorphus CBS 101889 is the source of this 1045-nucleotide messenger RNA. Its product is annotated as nucleolar protein 16. The record is from RefSeq and is a predicted model, not a curated record. Gene Ontology annotation, biological process: ribosomal large subunit biogenesis. The transcript is spliced from 2 exons. The coding region runs from base 45 to 764 and encodes 239 amino acids. Lineage: Eukaryota; Fungi; Ascomycota; Eurotiomycetes; Eurotiales; Aspergillaceae. Gene Ontology annotation, cellular component: nucleolus.
GAUCAACUUAUCAACACUUUUGCGCGCCCGCAUUAUUACACACCAUGACCAACGUUCGCCAGAAGAGAAAGAACCGGUCCGGUCUGCCCAAGGCUAAGGCCAAGCGCACUGGUCUCCUGAAGAAUGGCCGGAAGAAGAUCAACGUCCUGGGAAAUGCUAUCAUUGCUGAGAACUGGAACCGCGAGUUGACCCUCACUCAAAACUACCGCAACCUGGGACUUGUUCAUCGCCUGAAUGCGCCGACUGGUGGUUCCGAGAAGCGCCGCACGAAGGACGGCAUCGAGCGCGAGCGGGAAGACUCGUUGCACAUCAAGAGCAGCGCCACCGCCGUUGCCCAAAAGAAUGCUGCCAACGAGAUCAGAGUCGAGCGUGAUCCGGAGACCGGCAAGAUCCUGCGCGUUAUUAGCAACGACGACGAGAUCGAGGUGGCGGGCCGCAAGCACAAGCGCAACAACCCGCUCAACGACCCCCUGAACGACCUGUCCGACAACGAGGAAGAGGACGAGCCGAACGCCCAGCAGAAGAACGCCGACAGCGACAUUGUACGCCAACUCGAAUUCCAGGCGGAUCAGGAGAGUCGCAAGGUGGCCGCCAAGAAGCCCCGCCACCAGAGCAAGAGGGAAGAGGAAUGGAUUCUGCGGUUGGUCGAGAAGCACGGAGAUAACUACGCCGCCAUGGCCCGUGACCGGAGACUGAACCCGAUGCAACAAACCGCCGGCGACCUGAAACGCAGAAUCGCCAAGUGGGAAAAGACCCGGUCAUGAUUUGUUUUUCGAAUCCAUUGCAUUUCGGCGAGUCUGGCGUUUGUUCCUCGGGUUUUAUUUUGGGCUGAUCAAAGUGUCUGAGUCUUGAGUCAUGACUUUGUCCGGCUUUGCUCCUUUGCGGUAUACCAAUUAGUUUGGAUGGAUAAGUCACAUCUACAUAAAUAAAGAGAGUUGUUACGCCUCGGUGGUAUUCUUGCAACAAAUCAUGGGUGGGCUGUAUUCACGAUGACCACUGCAUAUCUUUCACAAGCUGUUUUCGCUUGAGAUAUGUUAUCUCUUCA